AUGUACACGGCGUCGGUUGCCUUCUUCGAGGCCAUCUGGGAUGCUGGCAUCACGCACUGUUUCGUCAACCUGGGCUCGGACCACCCCAGCAUCAUGGAGGUCAUGGUGCAGAGGCAGCACGAUGGACGGUUCUUUCGUAUUAUGACCUGUCCCAGCGACCCAUGGAUCGAAGACCGGAUCUGUCAUGCGCCCUUCGCCCUCUUGCUCGGUGAUGGAUCAGUCUCCCUGGAGUCUUCCCCAGAGUUUCCCUAA
Penicillium samsonianum is the source of this 252-nucleotide messenger RNA. Its product is annotated as thiamine diphosphate-binding protein. The transcript has 2 exons. The coding region runs from base 1 to 252 and encodes 83 amino acids. The record is from RefSeq and is a predicted model, not a curated record. Lineage: Eukaryota; Fungi; Ascomycota; Eurotiomycetes; Eurotiales; Aspergillaceae.